CUAACACGGUCGGUUUGUAGCAAACUGGAAGAAAGCCUAAUCCCUAAAUCAACGUUGAAACUAUUUACAGACUGAGGCUGCUCAGAGGAACAUGUCUUUCGCAAAAGGCUUGAAGUGUCCCACAGUCCCACUUUCCAAUGGUCUUCAGAUUCCAGUACUCGGAUUAGGUACAUCACAUGAUGGUGGAUACUCACAUGAUGCCAUCAUGUACGCUCUUUCAGAGUGCUGCAUUCGCCACAUUGACACAGCAAAACGUUACGGCUGUGAGGAGAAAUUAGGCAACGCUAUUCGAGACAGCGGGAUACCAAGCAGUGACCUGUGGCUCACCAAUAAACUAUGGCCAGGGGACUACGGAUACCAUGAGGCUAAAAAGGCCUGCAUUGACUCUUGCUCACGAAUGGGGGUGGAAUAUUUUGAUCUGUACCUGAUGCACUGGCCAGAGUCUUUGCGGCCUGGUUGUUCCAACAGGGAGAUGAGAGCGGAAACCUGGAGAGCUUUGGAGGAACUUUAUAAAGAAGGGGUUUGCCGUGCAAUUGGAGUGAGCAACUUUUUGGUUCACCACCUGGAGCAGCUAAAGGAAGACUGUAGUGUGGUGCCACAUGUUAACCAGGUGGAGUAUCAUCCAUUCCAGCAGCCCAAUAAACUGAUAGAUUACUGCCGUCAGAAGGGAAUUGUGUUUGAAGGCUUCAGUCCUCUGGCUAAGGGUCAAGCCCUCAGAGACCCGACUGUUCUUCAAAUAGCAGAAAAGUACAAACGUACUCCUGCUCAGAUCUGCAUCCGCUGGAGUAUUCAGAAUGGAGUUGUAACAAUACCAAAAUCCACCAAGAAGAAGAGGAUAAAGGAAAACUGUGACGUGUUUGAUUUCCAGCUGGAUGAUUUGGACAUGGUCGCUUUGGGAGGACUUCAUGAUGAAAGACACGUUACCUGGGAUCCAACAAAUGUGGACUGAAAAUACUUUAUUAAAUUAGAAUAAAGUAGAUUUCAGUGAAAC
Cheilinus undulatus (humphead wrasse) is the source of this 991-nucleotide messenger RNA. RefSeq lists its product as uncharacterized. The transcript has 8 exons. The record is from RefSeq and is a predicted model, not a curated record. NCBI's taxonomy places the organism in Eukaryota, Metazoa, Chordata, Actinopteri, Labriformes, Labridae. Bases 92 to 949 code for a protein of 285 amino acids. Gene Ontology annotation, molecular function: oxidoreductase activity.